GAGGGAGUAAAAAUAUUUAAAAAUGUCAGAAGAAACAGUUAUGUCUAUGAAUGAUCAGGAAAUUAAAAUUGAACCACCAGAAUUUUCAGAAGAAGACCUUAAACGCGAAAUUAAGGAUUAUGUUGAUGCCAAUCAGGCUAUUUUUAAUUCUGAAUCGUGUUCUAAAAAAGAUGAAACAUGCUUAGAAAGAUUCAUGAAUUCCGAAGUGACUAUAGAAGAGGAAGUCAAACAUGAGUCAAUCGAGACAUCCACUUAUGAAUGUGGCAUUUGUAAUCAAUCAUUUACACAAUCAGAUCAUUUGAAAGAGCAUAUGGUCGAUCAUAUGCCCAGUCACAGCAAAGAACACCCUUUCAAAUGCGAAAUCUGUCCCAAGUCUUUCAAACUAUUAAAAGGAAAGGAAAAGCACAUGGUCACUCAUUCCAAAGAGUUCUCUUUUAAAUGUGAUGUAUGCAGUAAAACAUUCGGACAAUCACUUGCAUUGAAAAAUCAUUUGCUCAUUCACAGUGGGUUACGCCCCUAUGAAUGCAGUUUAUGCGAUAAGACAUUCACACAAUUAAGUACUUUGAAAAGACACAUGGUCGUCCACAGUGGAUUACGCCCCCAUGAAUGCACCAUCUGCAAUAAGACAUUCACCCAAUCAAGUACUCUGAAAAAUCACAUGCUAAUUCACACUGGCGUAGCACGACAUCACGAAUGCAACAUUUGCAAUAAAACAUUCACAGAAUUGAGUAAUUUGAAACGUCAUAUUCUGAAUCAUGACGGAGUACGCCGUCAUGAAUGCAGUAUAUGCAAUAAGACAUUUACAGAAUCCAGUAGUCUAAAAAAUCACAUGCUGAUACACGAUGGAGUGCGACCCCAUGAAUGCAAUAUUUGUAGUAAGACAUUCACAGAAUUGGGUAAUCUGAAACGUCACAUGGUUAUUCACAGUGCUGAGCGCCCUCAUGAAUGCAGUGUAUGCAAUAAGAGAUUCAAACUAUUAGGUAAUAUGACAAAACACAUGCUGAUUCAUGACGGAGUACGGCCCCAUCAGUGCAGUAUAUGCAAUAAAACAUUCACACAAGCAAGUAGUCUAAAUAGACACAUGACAGUUCAUAGUCGACAAUGUGAUGAAAAUCAAUGA
Ctenocephalides felis (cat flea) is the source of this 1120-nucleotide messenger RNA. RefSeq names its product zinc finger protein 525-like. The transcript has a single exon. Gene Ontology annotation, biological process: regulation of DNA-templated transcription. Lineage: Eukaryota; Metazoa; Arthropoda; Insecta; Siphonaptera; Pulicidae. The record is from RefSeq and is a predicted model, not a curated record. Gene Ontology annotation, molecular function: RNA polymerase II cis-regulatory region sequence-specific DNA binding; DNA-binding transcription factor activity, RNA polymerase II-specific. Bases 23 to 1120 code for a protein of 365 amino acids.